Molecule: messenger RNA, 850 nt
Organism: Lecanosticta acicola
Lineage: Eukaryota; Fungi; Ascomycota; Dothideomycetes; Mycosphaerellales; Mycosphaerellaceae
Source: the annotation of a GenBank genome assembly
AUGGGUAUCCUCGACUAUGUCUCCGACCUCUACGCCGCCCUGAGCGUACAGGAGGCUCACGCCGAAGAGCCGCAGAACGAGGGUAAGGAAACCAUUGCACUGAUCUGGGAUGUCAUCGACGCGACUGAGCGAUCACAAUGACUGCGGAGCUCGUGCCUUGCCCAGAUUGAGCCUCCUUCGCGCUGACAAUUGGGACGGAUAGGCGGUGAUGACGAAUCAGAUGCCGGCGAGGAAAAGGAAGAGAGCAAAGAGGGUGAUGAAGGUGAGAAGCGGCAUUCUCGCAUAUCGGCGACUCGGAGUCUUGGACAGAUUGACUAACAUUUGCAAAGCCGAGGAGGGCGGCGACGAUGAGGGAGGCGACGAGGAAGAGGAAGAAGAGGAGGAGGAGGAAGAGGAAGAGGAGCCUGAGGAUAUCAAGCCUAAGAUUGAAGAGGGUAAGUGUUCCUUUACCGCAUGCUGGGUCAGACGUGGAGCUUGCAUCCGAGUUGGCGAACAGUGAAAGAUUGGAUGGCAUUGGAAAUUCCAUGAAACGCCGAGGAAAUAGGACAUCGCCACUAACGCCAGGCCACAGAAUGCUUGAAGACCGCGCAGUGCGCGCCACUGAAGCACCACUACGAAGAGUGUGCCGAGCGCGUACACCACCAGGAGGAACAACACGGCAAGGCCCAGGAGGACUGUGUCGAGGAGUGUAGGUUGCCCUAUUCCGAUUUCUGCGCAUCCUGUGCGAGGCGCGGAGCCCGGAAGUGUAUGGCGGGUGAAUUGAAUCAAUGGCUGACAUAUUGCAGUCUUCCAUAUGAUGCACUGCGCUACCCAGUGCGCCGCACCCAAGCUUUUCCGGCAACUGAAGUAG